GUAGUGGGGAAAGGGGCGGGGCGCCCGGCGCACUGGGCCAAGUAAACUUCCUUGGUUCCGGGAGGUCCGGUCAGAGCAGGGAACAUGGCAGCCGCAAACAAACUACUCGGGAUCUCUCGCUGCUUGUUGGGCAGCUCCAGGCUCGGUGUCCCCGCUGUGCGCACAGUAAUGUGUCCGAGAAGCAGCCGCCUGGGGCCUGGGCACAUUCGGGCCUUCAGCUCUGAAGAUAAAGUGACGGUAAAGUUCAUAAAUCGAGAUGGGGAAACCCUGGUAGCACAAGGAAAGGUCGGGGAAUCACUACUGGAUGUUGUCGUAGAAAAAAACUUAGACAUUGAUGGCUUCGGUGCGUGUGAAGGAACGCUAGCCUGCUCUACCUGCCACCUUAUCUUUGAAGACCAUAUAUUCCAGCAACUGGACCCUAUCACUGAUGAAGAGAUGGACAUGUUGGACCUGGCCUACGGACUGACUGAUACGUCUCGGCUGGGCUGCCAGAUCUGCCUGAAGAAAUCCAUGAACGGAAUGACGGUGAAGGUGCCCGAGUCUGUGGCCGAUGUGCGGCAGGCAGUGGAUAUGGGCAAGAGUUCAUGAGGCACGGAACUUACUUAGGAAAAACGCUGCCUUUUUAUAAGAUUUCAUGAUUCAGUGUAAUUAUCACUAACUUUUAUGUGCUAGAUACAACCAAUGAUAUGAAUGUAUUUCUAAUUUUACCUAUAAAUACAUAUAUUUUGUACGUACGUAUAUUUCCACAGUUUCACAGUUCAGUGUUGUCUGUGCAGUUGUCCUGUUGCCCACAGUGCUGGGCUGGAGGAUGGGAGACCCCUAUUGAUUGCCCAUGCGACUCCAUAGUGAUACUCAGUGGGACUGGGUAUCCUGCCACUAAAGCUGCCGUACAACAGCACAUCAUGUAGCAGCCUCGUGUCGGCAUUUCUACUUCUUACACAUAAUCGGGCCAGCAGGAUUAGAAGUCUUCUUGUGCUCAAGUAUAAUAGCAUUGUGCCCCAAGCAUAGUGCGCAUAUAAAGGGCACAUGACCUGAACUCAUUGAGUCACGUGACAGGUUUUACAUGGUUUUGGUGUAUUGUAAAAGUGUAGAAAAAAUGUGUAGAAGGGUUGUUCUGUUUCCAUAUAUGACUUCCUGUGGGGAGGAGGGGGGGGGGGGGGGUGGAGCUGCCAUGUAGCAAUCGUGGUCAUUGGACAAUGCCUUUGGAGGAGAAAGCAAAAUGGCAGCUCAGUAUUAUAAUAAAUGUUAUAAGUUUUAAACAUUA
Molecule: messenger RNA, 1264 nt
Organism: Xenopus tropicalis (tropical clawed frog)
Lineage: Eukaryota; Metazoa; Chordata; Amphibia; Anura; Pipidae
Gene: fdx1
Product: ferredoxin 1
Exons: 4
Coding region: 85-588 (167 amino acids)
Biological process (GO): P450-containing electron transport chain
Cellular component (GO): mitochondrial matrix
Molecular function (GO): iron-sulfur cluster binding; 2 iron, 2 sulfur cluster binding
Source: RefSeq, a predicted model, not a curated record